Molecule: messenger RNA, 917 nt
Organism: Dissoconium aciculare CBS 342.82
Lineage: Eukaryota; Fungi; Ascomycota; Dothideomycetes; Mycosphaerellales; Dissoconiaceae
Product: 54S ribosomal protein L38, mitochondrial
Exons: 3
Coding region: 157-564 (135 amino acids)
Biological process (GO): translation
Cellular component (GO): mitochondrial large ribosomal subunit; ribosome
Molecular function (GO): structural constituent of ribosome; large ribosomal subunit rRNA binding
Source: RefSeq, a predicted model, not a curated record
AGCUACAUGAUCAAAUCACGACUGUAGAGACAUUGUGCGACAAUUCGAUAUCGGGCAUCGUCCAUUGUCAGACUCACGGCCAACCGCAUUGUCAGUCGUGCCCAUUAAAACCUCAAUUUACCUGGAAAAUCCCUCCUUGGAGGAACAGAGACAAACAUGAUUCAAUUAAAGACCAUGCUCAAUGUCAUCGACAACUCUGGCGCCGCCGUCGCCGAAUGCGUCAAAGUCCUCCGAUCCAAGCGCGCCGCCAAAAUUGGUGACCGGAUAAUCAUCGUCGUUCAAAAACAGCGCAAUUUCGGCCCCGAAUCAGGACCCGGAGGCUCCGUGUCUGUGGGAGCCGCGAACAAAGUCCGACGAGGUGACGUGCGACAUGCGGUGGUCGUGCGAACGAAGAAGAAGUGUCAGCGACCGGACGGAAGCGUGGUGAAUUUCGACGACAAUGCGUGUGUGCUGAUCAACAAGACGGGCGAGCCAAUUGGGUCGAGAUUAAACGGUGUGGUGGGAUCGGAGUUGAGGAAUAAGAAGUGGAGCAAGAUUCUGAGUUUGGCGCCGAUGCAUCUGUGAGGGACAGGCAUGGCAGUGGAAGGGACGAUGGGAAACAAGCUUGGAUUGGAAAGGAGGUAGAAGGGUGAACAUUUGUAUCGAAGGACAAGUUCAGCAUUUGGCGAGGAGUUAAUGGAGUUUUGGAACGACCAUGGACGAGAGAUCUGUGUGGAUGGCUUAUCGUGCCAUCAAGGACAUCCACGUGCUGUACCAAAGUCACGGCACGUUGUUUUGUAUAUCAGAAGAGCGUCGCCUCUCAUGUCACAUUUCUUCGCAUCACUUGAACGGUAUCGCAACAGCACGAGAUAAUCUCAUUCCAUUGCCGAAUCAGUGAAAGGCGAUCACUGCUAUAGCUAUGAUAACACGCAUCCCAC